GCCGCCUCCGUCCGCCCGCCGCCGCCGUCCCUCCCCCCGCGGCCCCCAGACAUGACAGCCAUCAUCAAGGAGAUCGUGAGCAGAAACAAAAGGAGAUACCAAGAGGAUGGAUUCGACUUGGACUUGACCUAUAUUUAUCCAAACAUCAUUGCUAUGGGGUUUCCUGCAGAAAGACUUGAAGGCGUAUACAGGAACAACAUCGAUGAUGUAGUCAGGUUUUUGGAUUCAAAACAUAAAAAUCAUUACAAGAUAUACAAUCUAUGUGCUGAAAGACAUUAUGAUGCCACCAAAUUUAACUGUAGAGUUGCACAGUAUCCUUUUGAAGACCACAACCCACCCCAGCUAGAGCUCAUCAAACCCUUUUGUGAGGAUCUCGACCAGUGGCUAAGUGAAGAUGACAAUCAUGUUGCAGCAAUUCACUGUAAAGCAGGAAAGGGACGAACUGGUGUAAUGAUUUGUGCAUAUUUAUUACAUCGAGGAAAGUUCUUAAAGGCACAAGAGGCUCUAGAUUUCUAUGGGGAAGUCAGGACCAGAGACAAAAAGGGAGUGACUAUUCCCAGCCAGAGGCGCUAUGUAUAUUACUAUAGCCACCUGUUAAAGCACCAUUUGGAUUACAGACCAGUGGCCCUGCUCUUUCACAAGAUGAUGUUUGAAACAAUUCCAAUGUUCAGUGGUGGAACUUGCAAUCCUCAGUUCGUGGUCUGCCAGCUGAAGGUAAAGAUCUACACAUCCCCUUCAGGGCCCACAAGGCGGGAAGACAAGUACAUGUAUUUUGAAUUCCCCCAGCCUUUGCCCGUGUGCGGUGACAUUAAGGUGGAAUUCUUCCACAAGCAGAACAAGAUGCUCAAGAAGGACAAAAUGUUUCACUUUUGGGUAAAUACAUUCUUCAUACCAGGACCAGAGGAAAACUCAGACAAAGUAGAAAAUGGAAGUCUUUGUGGUGAUCAAGAGAUUGAUAGUAUUGGCAGCGCCGAGCGAUCAGAUAAUGACAAAGAAUAUCUCAUACUCACAUUAUCCAAAAACGAUCUUGACAAAGCGAAUAAAGACAAGGCCAACAGAUACUUUUCUCCAAACUUUAAGGUGAAGCUUUUCUUCACAAAAACUGUAGAGGAGCCGGCAAACCCAGAGGCCAGCAGUUCCACUUCGGUCACCCCGGACGUUAGUGACAAUGAACCUGAUCAUUAUAGAUACUCGGACACCACUGACUCUGAUCCAGAGAACGAGCCUUUUGAUGAAGAUCAACACACACAGAUCACAAAAGUCUGAAUAUUUUUUUUAUCAAGAGGGAAAAAGAGACAAACUUGAAGAACCUGAAAAAGGACCUUUUUUUAAAAUGGCAAUAGGACAUUGUAUCAGCUGACCAGUGAUAGGAACAGUGACCUUUCCCUGACCAGUUCCGUCGGGGCCUCUCCACCGGUGACAGGCUUGCCAUGCUCGUCCCGUCCCGUGGGAAGGAGGCCGCCUGCCUCGUUAUUAUCUGUAUAUACCUUUUGUGUUCAAAGGACGCUUAAAAAUUUCAAUUAGGAAAAAUAAAGAUGGCACUUUCCCUUUUUCCAGUUUUAUACAAGUGGAGGCAGACCUGGUGUGUGAUGCGUAGGGAUGUCCCUUUGUGUUCUGUCCCCUCCCGAUGUGGCUUCAGAGCUCCCCGAGCUGUCCCGGUUCACAGCCUGCCCCUUUGCACUCCCGUGGCGACAGAUAGGGCUGCAGUUGGUGGCGAGGAGUUUCCCCAAGGGUCCGACUCCGUUGUGGUUGCAUGGAUUGGGGUGAGGGGGGUGGAGAGAAUGCUCAGAAAGGAAUCUCUUUGAUGCUGGACUCUGGACCAGGUACCAUCUCCAGCUGUUCUACAGGCACCUUUCUUUAGCAUGCUACAGUAAUUAAUCCUGGACAUUGGAGAAAUUGGCCGCUCUCACUGCUUGUUGUUUGUGCAUUUUAUUUUUUUAAGCAUAUUGGUGCUAGAAAAGGCAGCUAGAAGGAGUGAUUCUGUAUUAGGGGUACAGGAAUGAACCUUCCGCAACAUCUAGAGCCCCACAGGUGAGGGGUCUAAGCCGAAGGGGGGUCCUAGCUAAGAAGAAACACAGCAACAAUGACUUCACCAUACAAAUGUGGAGGCUGGAGACAAACACCACGAUUCAAACCUUGACAGUGCUCUCUGAAAUGUGCUUUCUCGCUUGUCCUGACCGCUCCCUCUCCCGUGUAAUCGAGGCCAGUGCUAAAGGUCAGAGGUUGUCAGUCCACACAUCAGCCCCCCGCCCACACUCGCUUCUCAGCCCCCCUCCCCGCCCCUCCCCCCGGCUCGCCCGCCUGCUGUGGCUGCUUCACGUGCCGCCCGCAAGCUUUGCGUCCUCCUCGAGCGGGAACGCGGCCGUAACGCCGUGCCCGAAGUUUCCUUCGGAGGCUCCCCGGGAAGUGAGACCAGAGACUCACGAUGCAUUGAUGCAGUCACCUAGCUGUCAGCUGUUCCGCCCUCGGACCGCACACAUUCUAUCACCAUGAGUUUUGCAGUUUUGCACACUUUUUUUAAUGUCAUUAACUGUUAGGGAAUUUUACUUGAAGAAUACUUAGCACCUAGAAUAUUUAUAUAUUAAAGAAAGACCAUGACACACGGUAAACGGGAAACAAGGAACUUCUCGGCACUGCCCAAGAGAACGUGUCUCCUCUCCUCCUGAUGGUACAGUGCUCGUUGGCUGUUCGGAAAAGCGAUUUCUGGUGAACCCGGCAGGGUCGUAGCAGGGGUGCGGAGGGCUGUAGUCGGAAGGAGGGCUCGCGCUUCCCUUUUGAACGUUGCCAGAGAACGAGAGGGCCCAGACUCCAGGAGAUCAGCAGGGUACAACUGGUAGAGUAUAGCAGAUGGGAGGAUGCUGUUUCAAAUUAUUCCCCCCCCCCAGAAAUUUGGCGUACUUCAAACUAGACUUUUAUCUUCAGGAAAUUCGAAUACCAUUUCUUUCUGGUGUAAAAUCCCAUUUCAAUGAACUCAUUGGUGCUGACGUUGUUCAUUAGCUGUGGUCUGACCUCAUUAAUGUAUUGGAUUGAGAAUGCAUUCGGCCUAGUCCAGCAGCGUUGUGUAAAGUUUGGAUGGUGAUUCGAUCCGGCGGGAUGUCAUCGUAAGAAUCUUGCGAAACGAUGCAACCCUGUCGAGAUCUGGUGGUCAAUUUCAUUUGGCAGAUUGACGAUUCAUUCCCCCCCCAGCUCGUAUGAUUUACACGUUUAUAUUUAAUUAUCCUCAUGUACCAAAAAAAAAUCAAUAGUGCUUUGGCGCUCACAAGCCACGCUGGUGAAACUGUCCAGCAGGAGAUAGACACCCACCACUCGCCCCCAAACCAAGUAUCGCUGACUAAAUUCAAUGUUCACGCUUUAAAAUACUUUUAGUUACGGACACUGUUCGCUCCAGUUUUGGGCUCAAGACGUUACGUUGAAUUUGUGUCGUUCCGCCGGGUCCCGCUGAGGCCCGGGUCGGAAGCAGUGACAUUCUAAUGGGCUUUUGCACUCUACUUCCUUUUCCUUUGGAAUGUGAAGGUCUGAAUGAGGGUUUCAAUUCUGAAUGUUUCCGCAUUUUUGAGAAGCCUUGCUUACAUUUUAUGGUGUAGUCAUUGGAAAUGGAAAAAUGGCAUUAUAUAUAUAUAUAUUAUAUAUAUAAAUAUAUAUUAUAAUACUCUCCUAUACUUUAUUUCAGUUACCAUCCCCAUAGAACUUGACAAGAAUUACUGCGACUGAAAGGUUUUUUGAGUCCUUAUGAAAACUUUAUUUAUGACAGUAUUCACAAGUAGCCUGAGAUGCAUUCUGUAGCUCAUCUCUUUGAGUUUCUGGACUGUAUGCUUCAACUUUCUGGAUGUGCAGCAGCUUACAUGUCUGAAAUUACUUGAAGGCAUCCAUCCCUUUGCACAGAGCUCCCCGCUGGGCCCUGGGCCAUCCCCGGUCACCUGGAGCCCCCCCGCCCGCCCCCGCCCCCCACCCCCGGACUCUUUUUUGCCACCAUUACUGAAGGGCAGUUGGACAGAGAGCGUAAAGACGAUUUGCUGUGGCGCGGGCUGUAAACCUCAGCGGAGUUUACAGGCAGCCUCAGAUGUUUCAGCUUUAAACAAUUACAUUAGGGUGCAAGGUCCUUGUUUUAGUUCUAGAAAACGUGUGCAAUAUGUUAACGAUGGCUGUGGUUGCCACCAAGUGCCUCGUUCACCUUUAAAUACUGUUAGAGCGUGUCCUGCAUGCAGGUGGAAGGGGCGGAGCUGGGCCCUGACGCGGGCCUUCCCAGGGGCCUCUCCUCUGCCCGCUCACAUUUUCAAUCUGUUUCCCUAUAGAGUAUAUAGCCUAAAAAAGUCCAGUCUGUUCAACAGCCUUACUCGGAUUCAGCCUCUUGAGAUACUCUAGUGCUGUGCCUCAGUGGCUCCGUGUGUGAUGCAAUGCACUGAGGAUACACAACCACCAUUCGAUGUGUACAGGAUAAUUAAUGCCUCAUACAAAUCAGUUGUCCAUUUGUUAUUGUGUUUGUUAACCCUUUAUCUCUUAGUGUUAUAAACUCCACUUAAAACUGAUUAAAGUCUCAUUCUUGUCA
Molecule: messenger RNA, 4546 nt
Organism: Antechinus flavipes (yellow-footed antechinus)
Lineage: Eukaryota; Metazoa; Chordata; Mammalia; Dasyuromorphia; Dasyuridae
Gene: PTEN
Product: phosphatase and tensin homolog
Exons: 9
Coding region: 52-1266 (404 amino acids)
Biological process (GO): phosphatidylinositol 3-kinase/protein kinase B signal transduction; regulation of phosphatidylinositol 3-kinase/protein kinase B signal transduction; cell motility
Cellular component (GO): nucleus; cell projection; cytosol
Molecular function (GO): inositol-1,3,4,5-tetrakisphosphate 3-phosphatase activity; phosphatidylinositol-3,4,5-trisphosphate 3-phosphatase activity; phosphatidylinositol-3,4-bisphosphate 3-phosphatase activity
Source: RefSeq, a predicted model, not a curated record